Molecule: messenger RNA, 1737 nt
Organism: Dictyostelium discoideum AX4
Lineage: Eukaryota; Evosea; Eumycetozoa; Dictyosteliales; Dictyosteliaceae
Exons: 2
Coding region: 1-1737 (578 amino acids)
Molecular function (GO): ATP-dependent protein folding chaperone; ATP binding
Source: RefSeq, a predicted model, not a curated record
AUGAAUAAUUAUCAAGAAUUUAAAAUAAUUGAUAAUAUUGCGAAACUUAUAGAAUCAAGUUUUGGAAUUCAUGGUAAAUUAAAAUUAAUAUCACAAGUUUUUGAUCAUAAAAAUGAUGAGGGUGAGAAUGAUAAUGUUGUUAAUUCCACACAAAAAAUUAUAUUUACAAAUGAUGGGCUAUUGAUAUUUAAAUCAUUAAAUAAUGAUUCACCAUAUUAUAAAAUUAUAUUACAACAAUCAAAUUAUAUAAAAAAUAGAUUUGGGUGUGGUGUUUCACAAUAUAUAAUAUUAACAAAUAAUAUAUUAAAAAGAUCAAUAAAAUUAAUUAAUAAUAAAGGUUCAUCAUCUUCAUCAACAUCAACAUUUUCAAUAAAUCAAAUAUUAAAUAUAUUUCAAGAAUGCAGAUUAUUUAUUAAAAAUAAUUUUAAUGAAAGAUUUAUUAUAAAUUUAAAAGAUGAAAUAUUUAGUAGUAGUGGUGGUAAAAAUGAUCAAUUAUUAGAAUCAAUUAUAAAAACCAAUUUAUCAAAAAAUAUAUUAUCAAUUUAUUUUAAAAGAAUUUCUAAAAUUUUUAAAAAGUUAAUUAAAAUUUUACCCAAUUUAGAUAAAAAUAAAAUUAAAAUUAAAACUAUAAUUUCAAGUAAUGAAGAUCAUAAUAAUAAUAAUGAAGAUGAAGAUGAAAAAAAAGAAGAGGAAGAUGAUGAUGAUAAUGAUGAAAUUGAAAUUAAAUUAUUAAAUGGAAUUUUAAUAAAAUCUAAAUUUUCAUUUGCAGGUAGAGAUAAAUUAAUUAAAGUAAUUGAAAAUCCUAAAAUAUUAUUAUUAGAUUAUGAAAUUGAAUUAAAACAUCAAAAAGAGUUUGCAAAUAUUGAAAUUUCAAAUGUUAAUGAUUAUUUAGAGUUUAUAAAUGCAGAGAAAUCAUUAAUUUCAAAACAAUUGGAAAAUAUUUACAAUUUAAAUAUAAAUUUAAUAUUAAAUAAAAAAGUAAUUGGUGAUUUAGCAAUUCAAGAAUUUGUUAAAAUAAGUAGCCAAAAUCAAAAUAAUAAUAAUAAAAUUAAUUGUAUUGGUUCAAUUAAUAAUAUAAAUGAAUUUGAAUUUAUUAAAAAAUCAAUUGGUGGUAAUACUCAAUCAAGUUUACAAAAUCUAUCAUUAGAUUCAUCAUUUUAUGGAACUUGUAAAAAAUAUAAACAAAUUAUAAUUGGUAAAAAAUCAUAUGAAUUAUUUGAGGGUUGUCAAUUUAGUGAUACUCAAACUAUUAUAUUGAAAGGCUCAAGUAAAAAAUUCCUAAAAGAGGCUAAACUCGGUUUAGAAUCAUUAUUAACAAUAUUUAGAUCAAUUAUAAUUGAUGAUGAUUUUAAAUUUGUUGGUUCUUCUUCAAAUUUUGAAUUUAUAAUAAUUAAUUUAUUAAAUGAAUUAAUUAAAAAUAAACAAAAUUCAUCAUCAUCAUCAUCAUCAUCAUUAUCAACAAAUUUAAUUAAAGAGGUUUUAAUUAUAAAAUCAUUACAAAAAUCAAUUAAAGAUAUUAUUAAAUUAUUACUUUUAAAUAGUGAUUUAAAUUUAGAUUUAAUUGAUCAAUUAUUCCAAAUUAAUAAUAAUAAUAAUAAUUCUUGUAUUAAUAUUGAAGAAAAUAAAAUUGGUGAUAUUUUAGAUUUAAAUUUAUUUGAGCCGAAAUCAAUGAAAUUAUCAAUUUUAAAUUCAUCAAUAGAAACAAGUUGUAUACUAUUAAAAACUAUUACAACUUAA